This is a messenger RNA of Talaromyces amestolkiae, 1821 nucleotides long. RefSeq lists its product as uncharacterized. The record is from RefSeq and is a predicted model, not a curated record. Bases 1 to 1821 code for a protein of 606 amino acids. Gene Ontology annotation, biological process: positive regulation of gene expression. The transcript has 2 exons. Lineage: Eukaryota; Fungi; Ascomycota; Eurotiomycetes; Eurotiales; Trichocomaceae.
AUGGGUGCUGACAUUUCCCCAGAAGUGCAACGACAACAUGUGACCGAACGCUAUGGUCCCAAGCUCGUGGAAAAGACAGAGAAGGCGCACGACAAAGCCCUCGCAUUCAGACCGGGUGACCAUAAGGGCAAGGCCGAGGAAAAUGAUCCGCCUGGAGGAUUCGAUGAUACUCCCUUCCCACAUGCACCGGCCGGUUAUACGCUGAAAUUUACCUUUCAUCGUGCGGAUAAUCUGCCCGCUGCCGAUUUCAACACCUUAUCGUCCGACCCCUAUGUGUACGCUGAACUCAAAACCGACCUACCGAAACGACACAAACAAGAUCCUAAUGUCGUCUUUCGGACGCCUACAAUAAGGAAAAAUGUGAAUCCCGUGUGGAAUGCAGAAUGGAUUGUUGCGAACGUUCCCGCAUCCGGAUUCCACCUCAAGUGCCGUGUCUACGACGAGGAUCCGGCGGACCAUGACGACAAAUUAGGUAACGCGCAUGUGUUUGUGGAUCGCAUAACAGAGAACUGGGAGGGGAUUAAGGAGCGCGCAUAUCAUCUGAAGAAGCGCGCSGGUAGCAAASGAGCCUAUAUGGUCAGGACUGUUGUGGCGGCUUGCUCAACCUCACGAGACUUGGACGCAGAUCUUAUCAUCAGUGUCGAGUGUCUCGGACGGACAGAAACCAACAACGGUGCUCAUAUAUAUACGGUUGGGCCGAUCUACUGGUUCAAACAUUUUUCGCCUUUAAUCGGGAGACUCUUGAAAACUUCUGGCGCAGCGGCGAAUGAAAAUGCACAAGGMAAGACCACUCCAUAUGACUUUCAAGCAAUCGAAAUACAGCUCAAGGGUCCUGUACCCGACGACUUGUAUCACCGAUAUGUCGAGUUCAAGCCAUUCGUAGCUGGAAUGUUCACCUCACACAGUCUACGAGGCCGAAUUUUGAACCGCGCCCUGCAUCACCAACACGCUCGAAUCUACAAUUUCGACCGCAGCACUUUGAACGGAAUCUUUUGGGAGCCAUGUACAGAGCUGACAAAGCUUUUGCUGGAGUUUGUCGAUCAUGGUCGUGACGGUCGGAUAUUCACCUAUGUCCUCACACUGGAUGGCCAGCUUCGAUUUACAGAAACCGGCAAGGAAUUUGGCAUUGACAUGCUGAGUAAACAUACUAUGCACAGUGAUGUUUCUAUCUACAUUGCCUUUUCCGGUGAAUUCUUCGUGCGACCCAAGAAGAAGCACCAUCGACUUCGAGAAUCUAUCACAUCUAUAAGCAGUAGCAGUCGCCCGAGAAGCAGUACAAGCGGCACGGAACCGGGAACAGAGGAUGCCGAUGAGGUCGGUAAAGACGAGGAUGACUGUUCGGCUUACGAAUUGAUUAUCGACAAUGAUAGUGGUACGUACCGACCGAACGCAGAGAAACUCCCGCUUCUGCGUGAGUACUUGUCCAAGAACUUCCCUGGCCUUCAAAUCACGACACUUGACUGCCAAAAAGACGAGGAUCGGAUGAACCGCCUCAAGGAACAACGAAGAGCUGAAAAACAACGCGCUCGAGGCAACAUGGUUUAUACGCAGCAAGUGAACGACUCGUCCUCGUCGCUGUCCAGCUCUGAUGAAGAGGACUUGCUCGAGCGCUCGGGGCAGCCUCAUGAAUCGUCGAAUAAACAUCAUUCAUAUGAUUUAAGCGACGUCAGAGGCAAGUUUCGGAAUUGGGUCGAAGCGGCGGAUGGGACUGGUGACGGUCAUGAUAAGGCGAUAUCAACUGAAAAGCCGCCUCAUAACGGAGACAUGAACGGACAGGCUCCGAACGACACCCCAGCCUCGACUACAGCCAUCGAGGCAUGA